ACAUUCAAAACACAAAACGGCUAGCUAACCAUUCAGUUAUUGCGCGUAGACUACGCCAUUCUUUGUCGCUUUGUAAACAAGAAGUCUGCAAAAGUGGAACAUGAAAGAAAUCAGGAUCCAGGCACUUCACUGCUAUGACAGGAAAUGGAGCUUAGCGAAGUUGGCUGCCUUACAGAAUGUACAGUCAUUCUGUAAUGGUGUCUAAGUUAAUGUAGCCAUGACUUUGAGAUCCACUCUGUUCCCUCCUGCGCGAUUCAAGCUAGAAGCAGAGAAUACCGACUUUGACAAAACACAACUGAGAACUGUGAACUUGAACUCAGCUGCCAUCAAGAGGGAAAACUGUGAUUUUGUCAUAGAUGUUCAUGACGUACUUUCUGGCGUACACAACAGUGGAGGAGAUUUCAGCAAAUCAAAUAUCUUAGAUCAGAAUUACACUGGAAAAGUAGUCCGCGCUACAGUGGUGGCUACACCAAACAGACCAGGAGUUCCCCUAGUUCAAGGGGACAAUAGGGAAUCAGUUGGGGUGUUGUCGUCCCCAGCCAGACUGAUGGGGGGUGAGGGAACACCAGUCAAUAAUAAACCCACCCUCACUGACAAUAUGGAUAACCCAGAGUUGCUGUCGAACUCCAAGGAUGCUGGUUCUGAUGAGAGUGCAAGAGGAGUCUCGUCUGGAGGAAUUCUUAGCACUGCUUCCAUUGAACUGGUUACUGAAGGCAAGUGGAGAAAUGUCAGGAAGACCCCUGCGAAUCCGCACACACAAGCCAACUGCCUCCGACAGAUUCUCCUGCUACAGCUGGACCUGAUUGAGCAACAGCAACAACAGCUACAGGCCAAGGACAAGGAGAUAGAUGAGCUCAAAUCUGACAAGGAAACGCUGCUUGCGCGUAUUGAGCGCAUGGAACGUCGUUUGCAGCUCACAAGGAAGGACCCACGUGACAAACGCCUGUUUCAACCUCUGGAGCCAUGGACACCAGAUAAAGAUGACCUGUGGGACUUAGAGCUCGAUGACAGUCCACAGACCAACAGCCCAAGGUCACUUCCCUUUAGCAGGGGCGGCAAAGGGCAGAAGAGGAAAUUUUGUUUCCUUGACUCCAAGAUCCAGAAGUCACGAGGCAAAGGCCCUAAGUUUAGUCCCAUUAAGUCUGAGUGUGGAGCUGGUUCUCCGUAUCAGAGGGAGCUGCGCAGUAAAGAGACCCCAGAGAAGACAGGGCUCGGGAGGCCAGCGUCGGAAAGGGACACCUCGCACCCCGGCAAAGAGGAAUCCGAGCUUACUGCACAGAUGGAGGAGCUGCCCUUCAUGUCUACCACUGAGAUGUACCUGUGUCGCUGGCACCAGCCUCCCCCCUCACCACUGCGAGAGCCAUCUCCCAAGAAAGAGGAGGCUGUGGCCAUCCCGUCCUGGAGGGAAAACAGCAUGGAGCCCCUGGGUGAAGACGCAGCCAAUGAUAUCCCUGAGAUGUUAGACGACAGUGUGUUUUUGAAACGCCACGCAAAACUGGAGCUGGAUGAGAAGAGAAGGAAAAGGUGGGACAUACAGCGUAUCCGUGAGCAGCGUAUGUUUCAGCGUUUGCAGCAGCGCAUGAACAAGAAGAAGGGUAUCCAGGAGAGCGAGCCAGAGGUGUUGUCCUUCUACCCUGACACUGAGGACGUGGAGUCCAUAAUCAUCACCCCUUUCCUUCCUGUGGUGGCGUUUGGUCGACCAUUACCGAAGCUCACUCAAGAGAACUUUGACCUUCCCUGGGUGGAUGACAGAAGCCGUUGCCGUAUCGAGUUCCCCAAAAAACACACCCCUCACCGGACCUGCCGGAAAUAAGAUGGUACCUUUCUGUCCGGAAAAUGAAAACCAAUCCUUCUACAACCCCCAGAUCUGAAAUGGGGUCAUUUCUGGACUGGGAUAAGGUUUUCAGUGGAAGUUGGCCAAGCAUGCAUUGCUAGGUUGUUAUGUGAACAACUGUUUAAAUGUGUCAACACUUAGCUUGUUCUCCUAUAAUAAGAUAGUGACAAGAACCACUCUGUUAGCUAAGAAUAGUGCAGUGCCUGUUUGAAUGAAAUACUUUUGUGCUCUGACAAACGUGGUGGGUCUCGGAGCGUAUCCUGUCGUGCGGAAGGAUAGUUUCAUGCAGCUCAACAUGGCUGCAAACACAUUUAUACUUAUUUCUCGUGAACUGCUCAUUCAAACAACUUCACACUAUUUCAACUUAAUCUAAAAAACUGGGCACUGUAUUAUCGAGCCACAGACACACACAAAUAGACAUUUUUGCUUUUAUAGUUAGAUAAAGGUAUAGAUGCCCUUGUACUGAUUAAAUGGCAAACAAAUCUAUACCCCUUCAGAUUAAAGCCCUCUAUUAACAGCUAAGUAAGUGUAGAAGUUCCAUUGUCUGUCAAGUUACAACAGUGCAAUCAUGUCCUUAACAUCAGUGAAAAGCCUGCACGCUUUGAAUAUCACAAGUGGGUAGCAAAAAUCUCAUAAUACAAAAAAAUAAUUGGAAUAGAUUGUUGCUUAGGUAUACGACGGCAUUGAAACUAAAACCUGCGUGUUCAAUGCUUUACUAUUUGAUGGUUACUCAAUUGUAACAAGCUGUCAUGAGGCAUGUUAACAUAAGGACUUGAAUCUGUAGGGAGACAGCUUCAAUUAGUUUGGAUAUGAUAUGACUGAACUAAAAAGCUUAAAAUGCAUUUUCUCCUAAAUCUGUGAUAAUUGCCACUGGGCUUCAUAAAUUCUCACAGCAAAUCUAUAGAUAUGACUUAUAUGUCUGUAUUCACUGUAAUACUACUGCUUCUGCUGGGGCGCUUCAAGCAAAAAAAACUUUUUUUUUUUUAAAUCAAUGUGCACUACAGUGUGGAUAUAAUGUGAUCCUCACUCUGCAUGUGUUGUUAUUCAACUGCAAUGCUGAGCAGAUUGUAAGGUUGCGCAUCCUUUUAUGAAACUAUUGGUGUGUUGAAUUGUCCGAUGUUUGCAUUAUAUAAACAAAAUCGUAGUCAUCAAAAUGAGCUGUUAAGUUUACUUGAAAAUAUGUGUUCUGAUGAUUUUAUUUUUUUACUUGCGUGUGUGUGUGCAUGGUUUUUGAACUGUCAAAUCUAUUUCACAUGGCAUCAACAUGAUAGGGUCAUGAAUUAAACAUAAUCAUUUUAAUUCACGAAAAACAUCUGUGUUUGAAUUUUGAAAGCAUGAUUAGGCUACUAUUUUCAAAAAACACUGCUUUGUUCCAACUUUGAUCCAUGUAGUCUAAUCUCAAAGUGGUCGAGAAUUUGUCCUUUUUGAACUUCAGAUUUUUCUGUUUCCAUCCUGCCCAAUAUGCUGAUUUACAGUAGUUGAAUAUUAGAUGGCAGUGAGUUCCAUUGACGUAUAGUAAGUUAUUUUGAACUAGCUUAUAACAUGUCUUGCAGAAACCUAAUGGGCUAGCUUAUUCUUUAACAUGAUCAAAGGUUUGCUUUCUCUCAAACUUUCUCUAAAGUGUUGUCAUCUAACUCCUUGCGAUCUUAUCCUGUUUUGUUAUUAGUUGUUUAAACAUUUUGGUUAUAGCUUUCUGCCUUGACAAUGCAACAGACCACAGAAAUAGGCUGGUUUUUGAAAAGGUAAGAUUGGUCUUCUGUAAAUAGCUUUCUGAAACAACUGUAAAUAAAUAAAACAUGGCUGUUAUUUUUCUAUUAUUUAAGAUGUUGAGUACAUUCAAUAUUGUUCUUCUAUGAUAAUGAUUGUAUGUUGACAAAAUAAUUGACAGAAGUUUGUUUUGGAAUAAAAUACAUAUCUAACA
Hypomesus transpacificus is the source of this 3755-nucleotide messenger RNA. It is a transcript of the gene msl1b, whose product is annotated as MSL complex subunit 1b. Bases 218 to 1813 code for a protein of 531 amino acids. Lineage: Eukaryota; Metazoa; Chordata; Actinopteri; Osmeriformes; Osmeridae. The record is from RefSeq and is a predicted model, not a curated record. Gene Ontology annotation, cellular component: MSL complex. The transcript has 9 exons.